GUACUUGAUUCUUUUUACUUAAUAUAUUCUACAAUAUCCAACAGGAUGAAGAAAAGCAAUUCCUGGUAGUCCCUGCUUAUAUACCUGUUAUUGGCCUUAAUUCACAACACCACUCUCUAGUCUUAGCAAGCAAGAACUCUUCCAUGGAUGACCAAAAUGGCCUAAAAGAAGCCCAAGUUGUUGUAGUAAUGGUCCCUCUUCCAGCACAAGGCCAUCUCAACCAGCUCCUUCAACUCUCCCGACUCAUCUCCGCCUAUGACAUGCCGGUCCACUAUGUCUGCACCACCACCCACAUCCGCCAAGCCAAGCUUCGCGUCCAUGGUUGGAACCCUCUCGACAACGCCAACAUCCAUUUCCAUGAGUUGUCAACCCCUGCUUUUAUCUCUCCUCCUCCCAACCCCAAUGCCAACAUUCAAUUUCCCUCCCAUCUCCAACCAUUAUUGGAAGCCUCAACACAGCUUCGCCAACCCACUGCCGCCAUUUUUCGCGCGCUCUCCUCCACUGCAAAACGAGUUAUCAUCAUUCAUGACUCCCUGAUGUCUUCUGUUGUUCAGGAUGUCACUUGUAUCCCAAACGCUGAGUCCUACAUGUUCCAUAGUGUCUCGGCUUUCUUUACUUUCUUCCACUUCUGGGAAAUAAUGGGAAAAUCCUUCCCAGUUGAUGCCAAAAUACUCCAAGACCUUCCCUCCGAGGAAGGCUGUUACACUCCAGAGUUCGUGGAAUUUAUUCACACCCAGGUUAAUUGCUGGAACUUCAGCUCUGGUUAUUUAUACAACUCAUGCAAGGCAAUAGAAGGAGAAAGGGUAUUUAUUGAUUUACUUGCAAGAGAAGAGAUUACCCAAAACAUGAAGCAAUGGGCUAUUGGACCAUUCAAUCCGGUGGAAGUAUGUGAUGAAAAGAAGCCAAGUGAUCAACGCCACAAAUGCUUGGAAUGGCUGGACAAACAGGUCCCAAACUCGGUGAUAUUUGUGUCUUUUGGGACGACAACUUCAUUGAGUGAUGAACAAAUCAAAGAGCUCGCGAUUGGACUGGAACGAAGCGAGCAGAAGUUUAUUUGGGUAUUGAGAGAUGCGGAUAAAGGAGAUGUGUUUGUGGGAGAAACAAGAAGAGCUCAAUUGCCAAAAGGGUUUGAAGAAAGAGUGGAAGGAAAGGGAAUGGUGGUGAGAGAUUGGGCACCUCAAUUGCAAAUUCUCGGACACGAAUCAACAGGAGGGUUCAUGAGUCACUGUGGUUGGAAUUCAUGCAUGGAGAGCAUCAGUAUGGGGGUGCCAAUUGCAGCAUGGCCUAUGCAUUCAGACCAGCCGAUGCACACUAUGCUCGUAACAAAGUUACUCAAGGUUGGCUUAGUGGUCAAGGAUUGGGCACAUCGCAAGGAGUUGGUAAGCUCAUCAACUAUUGAAACAGCUGUGAAAAGAUUGAUGGCAUCAAAAGAAGGAGAUGAUAUGAGGAAGAGGGUGGUGGAAAUGAGUGGCGCUGUCAAGCGGUCGGUGGAGGAAGGCGGUGUGUCACGCAUGGAGUUGGAUUCUUUCAUUGCUCAUAUCACCAGAUCAUAGCUAAGUUUGAUAAUUUGUCAAGGAAAUCAUGAUUGCAAAACUUAGUUGAUGAAUGAAAUAAUUGUUGUAUUAGUAGUUUCUAGUGGAGACGGUAGCAAAUUGUAGUAGUCUACAGCUGAAGUGUUCAUCAAAGUUAUUAAGUUCCAUGUUUUUUUAUCUUUUUAAUUUGUCAAGGAAAUCAUGAUUGCAAAACUUAGUUGAUGAAUGAAAUAAUUGUUGUAUUAGUAGUUUCUAGUGGAGACGGUAGCAAAUUGUAGUGGUCUACAGCUGAGGUGUUCAUCAAAGUUAUUAAGUUCCAUGUUU
Cornus florida is the source of this 1856-nucleotide messenger RNA. Its product is annotated as zeatin O-glucosyltransferase-like. The record is from RefSeq and is a predicted model, not a curated record. The transcript has a single exon. The coding region runs from base 144 to 1553 and encodes 469 amino acids. Lineage: Eukaryota; Viridiplantae; Streptophyta; Magnoliopsida; Cornales; Cornaceae. Gene Ontology annotation, molecular function: UDP-glycosyltransferase activity.